This is a messenger RNA of Anopheles bellator, 1764 nucleotides long. Its product is annotated as glycine, alanine and asparagine-rich protein-like. NCBI's taxonomy places the organism in Eukaryota, Metazoa, Arthropoda, Insecta, Diptera, Culicidae. The coding region runs from base 1 to 1764 and encodes 587 amino acids. The record is from RefSeq and is a predicted model, not a curated record. The transcript is spliced from 4 exons.
AUGACCGGAUCAGUAAGCGAAGACGAUCCCACUCAUUCCGGUGGCCAGGUAGUAGUCGGUGUUGGUGUUGGCGGCCCUGUUUGUGGUACAGGUAGCAGCGCCGGCGGCGGCGGCUCAGGCGGAAUGACCGGCAUAGGAGGCCUCGUCGGGCCAGGAGCAGGGGGUGGGAUCCUCGCGAUAAAUCUCGGAGGAGCUGGCGUUGGUCCUGGUGGCAGCGGUUCAGGCGGUCUGGGAAACCUCGGUGGUGUUCUUGGCACCGUGUCCGACGUAGAACGUACGAUGAAGAGCCUAAACGGUUAUCACGAAGACAUCUUGGAGGCACUGCGAUCAGCGGCACAGGCGCAACGUAGCAGUGCCAACACCCCGUCCGGCAGCAUCAGUGAAGAACUGCUACGCAAAACACUAGCGGAGUGCGUGGGGGGCUCGCAAUUAAACACGACCAACGUUCACCCACCCGAGCGCGAGUAUGCCGCAAAACGGAACGUUAGCUCACGGACCGGGUCGCGUGAAAACGUCUGUGAGUCGCAGCCGCACGUGCUAAACGACGCUAGUCAAACUGCUACCUUACUUCACCACCACCGUCAACAACAGCAACAACAUUUGGCGCAACAACAACAGCAAGCCGCUGGGCUGCUGGUGGACGAUGAAGACACGCCGUCAGUAGGGCCGCUCCGCAUUCGCAACCUAGAAGAUCUUAUACGGCAGCUCGAGCACCAUUCUUCACGCCAUAUGAGCCCGAGCGGUUCCGAAGACAUUCGCAUGUCCGAGACUGAAGCUGAGCGUCACUACCGCGUGGAUAGUUCCGCCGCCUGUAGUGAAUCAUCGCAUGGAUCUAAUCAGCAACUGGCACAGACGCAGAAGACAGCUACUAUACUGCCCCCGUACAGCAGUCGCUGUCGACCACCGCGCUCCGACGACGAGAGCCGCUUUGCUUUUGGCAGUGGGCCAGGAGGCGGCAUCGCUAGCGGCUCGGCAGGUGGCAUUGGAGGGGUUGGGGGUGGCUCCGGGACGGGACGGUACAGGCACGGCGCUGGCCGCCAUCCGAGCCACCAAUCUCACUCGCCUCACUCCUUCACCCACCACUCGCACCACAGUCACGCACACAGUAGUCACGCCGCUCACGCCGGCCACUCGUCCCACCACUCGUCCCACACACACCUGCACCAGGACGAGGAGGGCAUCUACGAGAGUGCAGACCCGGUUCAUCAGGUGCAUCCGUUACACCCACAUGACCCGCGUACCAGCGCUUUAGAUCAGCGCGACACUAACGACAGUGAAAGUGAUGACUUAUUUCAAGCUCAACAACAAUUAGCCCGAUGGGCGAGUGAGGAUGUGGUAUCCGUGGUGGUAAUGGAACAAGGAACGGAUGCGGCCCACUCGCAAGGUCCAUCAUCAGCCAAUACCACACACGGCCAUAUGCAACAGCAUCCAUCGCAGCAGCAACAGCCGUUGCAUCAUCAUCAACCGCCCCAGCCAGCUCAACCAUUGGUGCAUCUGCAGCAGCAACCGCUACCGCCACCGCCGCCGCAUCAACUCAUAGACAGCGUCAAUGGAGUGCCAGUAAUGGGCAGUUGUCACAAUAUCAACAAUAUGAACCACCAGGUGAACAGCAGAGACUACUAUCCUUCGCCACCAUCCACCGAGACCGGGAGCAGUGGAAGCGUAAUACAGCCGUUGAGACGUGGACCCAUUACGCCUGGCCCAGGACCCGACGGAAAUCAUAUAAUGGAGAAUACCGGUCGGUAUCCCGAAUAUAAACACUGA